AUGGAAGACGCAACGAAAGAAACAUCGGCUCCUGCAACGCCAGAAACACAUGACGCUAUGGAAGAACAUGUGACUGCGCUUGAGGACACAAAUACGCCACAAACGGGAUCUUUGGCUAGAUUGAAAUCUUGCACCCUCGAAACAAACAAUCAAACAGUUCCCGCUCCUUUUGAAGCAACAUUCAAUGAUGAACAGCCGCAUGGCGCGGCAUUGCCGUUGGAAGGCAUUCCUGAAGUAAAGGAAGAUGUUCAGUGCGGUGCAUACGGGGAGGGGGAGAAUAAUAAUAAUAAUAAUAAUAAUGACUCUGUUGAGCUUCGCGGUGAAGCUGAAAAGGAGGAGGUUGAUGUGGGCUGCUCCGAGGAGUGUGAGGAGGAGUUUAGCUCAGGUGGGGAUGACGCUUCGGCAGCAGAAGAGGAGGGAGGCGAAACCAAAAGAGCACGCAGGGGGAAGUCGCGCCGGUCGCGCAAAUCAGACGGAGGAGAUGCGUAUAACCCCAUCGCUGAGAGUGAAUACAAGGCAAUCAGUAAAGAUGUUAUCAACUGUGUGUGGGGUAACACUUUCCUACAAGCAUCAAGUUCCGUGGAGAAGGACUUGCUUCCACCCGAGCUUCUGGAGCCAAUGGAGCGCCGGCGCGUGUUUAUAACAUCGUCGCAGGCCCGUCGCCUAAAGGCACUCCGUGCGGCCCAAAUGAUUCAAGAGAAAGACGAUACACACGUUCAGUUUGAAGCGAAUGUUGAUCUCCCACAGGUCACAUUGCCGAUACUGCAUAAUACUUUACGUGUGGAGGGAGAUGGAUUUGGGAAGGCAAACAAGUCAGUUGAUUCGGCCUCCGACAAAACUGAAUACCAUGGUUCAAACAGGUGUGAUACGGACUCUGAUGAUGAAGUUGAUGGUGCGGGACAACAAGGCGAGAAAUCUUCUGAGCAGAUCGGACAUGCCGUGGGGGAGGCGCAGUUGCCACUAAUAUCAGGAUGUGGUAGUCAUCCACAGGUUCCCGGUGCAGAUGCCAAUGGUGCUCCAUCAUCCACCCUUCACCCCAAGCCACCAUGUUCAAAUACAUUUCCAUGUUCAGUGGCUGAAGACAAUGCAGGUGCUGGUGGGAAUCCUGUGGAUGGUGGGACACGAGUGUUGCCAUUCAGUUUCUUCACUAUGGUGCCCAUCAAGGAUAAACAAAGGGACGUCGUGCCGGGCUCUCGAAAUUCGGCUAGUUUGAGUAAACCACGACUGUCUACUCAGGCGGGCCGUCGCAUGUCUAGACGACUGUCAGAGGUGCCGCCACCGAGUGCGCGGUAUCCAACACCACCACGACAAGACGGAGGCGCUCUGCCGCAAAAGUCAGCCACCUCCACCCUUUACGCGUCCGCUGCUGAAAAACUGAGGAGCCAAAAUGGAAUUUGGGAGGAAAUGUAUGAAAUCAUUGAGGAGACGCGUGAUUCCGUCUUGUAUGCCGAAGCAAUGGAGGCAUCCGGGGAGAUGAUUGAAUGA
Messenger RNA from Trypanosoma brucei brucei TREU927, 1485 nucleotides. RefSeq lists its product as hypothetical. The transcript has a single exon. The record is from RefSeq and is a predicted model, not a curated record. Bases 1 to 1485 code for a protein of 494 amino acids. Lineage: Eukaryota; Euglenozoa; Kinetoplastea; Trypanosomatida; Trypanosomatidae.